AUGACCAAAAUAAAGUCGGACCCAAAUGAGCCGGAGGCUCCGGCAGAGACGCCCUGCGGGGAACGCUACCAUGAACUGCUGUUCAACCUAAACCCCAUCGCGCAGCCCCUAGCUUCCCGCUGCCUCACGCAGAAGCUCUACAAGUGCAUCAAGAAAGCCGUGAAGCAAAAACAGAUUCGACGCGGCGUGAAGGAGGUUCAGAAAUUUAUCAACAAAGGCGAAAAGGGGAUCAUGGUUUUGGCAGGAGACACACUUCCUGUGGAGGUAUACUGCCACCUUCCAGUUAUGUGUGAGGACCGGAAUCUGCCCUAUGUUUAUAUCCCUUCUAAA
Molecule: messenger RNA, 330 nt
Organism: Elephantulus edwardii (Cape elephant shrew)
Lineage: Eukaryota; Metazoa; Chordata; Mammalia; Macroscelidea; Macroscelididae
Product: H/ACA ribonucleoprotein complex subunit 2-like
Exons: 1
Biological process (GO): snRNA pseudouridine synthesis; rRNA pseudouridine synthesis
Cellular component (GO): box H/ACA snoRNP complex; nucleolus
Molecular function (GO): box H/ACA snoRNA binding
Source: RefSeq, a predicted model, not a curated record